Molecule: messenger RNA, 2178 nt
Organism: Paramecium tetraurelia
Lineage: Eukaryota; Ciliophora; Oligohymenophorea; Peniculida; Parameciidae
Exons: 7
Biological process (GO): ATP synthesis coupled electron transport
Cellular component (GO): membrane
Molecular function (GO): iron-sulfur cluster binding; NADH dehydrogenase (ubiquinone) activity
Source: RefSeq, a predicted model, not a curated record
AUGAUUAGAUUCUCAUUGUAGAAAGGAUAACAAAUAUUGAGAAAACAAUUAUCAGCCUUCUCAACACAAUAGAGUCUCAUAGAAAUAUUCAUUGAUGAUGUUCCACACAAAGUUGAUCCAUCGGCAACAAUAUUUUAAGCAUGUUAUUCAGCAGGUGUAAUUAUUCCAAGAUUUUGCUAUCAUGAAAGAUUGGCUGUAGCAGGAAAUUGCAGAAUGUGUUUGGUAGAGGUCGAGAAAUCACCUAAACCUGUUGCAGCAUGUGCAGCAUAAGUAGCACCUGGAAUGAGAAUACUUACAAAAAGUGAAAAGACCAGAAUAGCAAGAGGAGGUGUUAUGGAAUUCAUGUUGGCAAAUCAUCCAUUAGAUUGUCCCAUCUGUGAUCAAGGAGGCGAAUGCGAUUUAUAAGAUAUCUCUGAACAAUACGGAUAUGGAGAUAGCAGACAUAACGAAUACAAGAGAGCUGUAGAGGAUAAGAAUUUCGGUCCUCUUGUAGCUACUAGUAUGAAUAGAUGCAUUCAUUGCACAAGAUGCAUCAGAUUUUCUGAUGAAUAUGCAGGUGUAACUGAAUUAGGAACUAGUGGAAGAGGAAGAAAUACUGAAAUUGGUACAUACAUUGACAAAAUGAUCACUAGUGAAUUAUAAGGAAAUCUCGUUGAUGUCUGUCCAGUUGGUGCUUUAACCAAUGGACCAUAUGCAUUCACAUCCAGACCUUGGGAAUUAAAGUCCUAUGAUUCUGUUGAUGUUUUUGAUACUAUCCUUCCACUUAUUCAAAUUGACACCAGAGGAGCUGAAAUUAUGAGAGUGUUACCAAGAAUUCAUGAGGAAGUCAAUGAGGAAUGGUUAAAUGAUAAAUCAAGACAAGCCUUUGAUGGAUUGAAAAAACAAAGAUUAACUCUACCAUUAGCUAGAGAUGCUUAAGGCAACUUCACUGAUUUGUAUUGGCCAGAUGCUAUUCAAUAAGCAGCUAAGAAAUUAUAAUCAGUUAAAGGAGAAGAAAUUGUAGGAGUCAUUGGAGAAUUUGCAGACUGCGAAUCUAUUGUAGCCUUAAAAGAUUUAUUGAAUAAAUUUGAUAGUGAUAAUUUUGAAAUUAGAGGAGUUGGUGUGCCAUAAUUAGAUGCUGAUUUUAGAGCCAAUUACUUACUAAAUUCAAGAAUCACAGGCAUUGAAGAGGCAGAUGUUCUUUUAUUAGUAGGUACUAACCCAAAGGUAGAAUCCCCUUUAUUGAAUUCAAGAAUCUUAAGAGCCACAAGAAAAAACAAUCUCAAAGUAUUUGUGAUUGGACCAGCCAAUGACUUAACUUAUAAUUAUGUUCAUUUAGGAAAUAAUGCCUCAAUUCUUGAUGAAAUUGCUAAUGGCACACAUCCUUUUGCAGCAAGACUCAAAAAUGCAAAAUUACCUAUGAUAUUAACAGGAGCAGGUGUUCUAGAGAGAGUUGAUGGAAAUGCAAUUCAUAAUGCUUUAAAAAAGAUUGCCUAAAAUUCACCAGUAAUCAAUCCAUAAUUGGGAUGGAAUGGAUUCAAUCUUUUACAUAAGGAUGUUGGAAGAAUUAAUGCUCUUGAGUUAGGUAUUACAGCAAGGAAGAGUAGUGUCCCUGCUAAAGUUGUGAUUCUCUUGGGAGUUGAUAACAAUCUAAGAGCUCAUGAUAUCCCUAAGGAUGCGUAUGUAAUCUAUAUCGGCAGCCAUGGAGAUGAAGGUGCUUAUUAUGCAGAUCUCAUAUUACCAGGAGCUACAUAUACAGAAAAGAAUGGAACUUAUGUCUCAACAGAAGGGAGAGUACAAACUACAAAAUUAGUGGCUUUACCUCCAUCUGGAGCUAAAUCAGAUUGGGAAAUAUUGAGAGCACUAUCUGAGGAAUGUGGAUGCGCUUUGCCUUAUGAUACCUUGGAAGAGGUUAGAUAUAGAAUGGCUGAACUGGCUCCUCAUUUAUUAAAAUAUGACUAUAUCGAAUCAAGUGUGCUUGGAUAAGUUGCUUUGAAACCUGAAUCUUCAAAACAAACUAUUUCAGCCACUCCAUUCAAGGAUCUUAUUGAUGUAAGUAACUUCUAUAUGACUGAUGCCAUUUCUAGAUAAUCAGUUACUAUGGCAAAAUGCUCAACGGCUUUUAAUCCUCACAAGUUUAGCACAUUUAAAUAAUUAUGAAUAAUAUUCAUAAUCUAUAAAAUUUAUAGAAAUAACAUA